Papaver somniferum (opium poppy) is the source of this 1440-nucleotide messenger RNA. RefSeq lists its product as uncharacterized. The record is from RefSeq and is a predicted model, not a curated record. Gene Ontology annotation, molecular function: aspartic-type endopeptidase activity. Gene Ontology annotation, biological process: proteolysis. The coding region runs from base 1 to 1440 and encodes 479 amino acids. NCBI's taxonomy places the organism in Eukaryota, Viridiplantae, Streptophyta, Magnoliopsida, Ranunculales, Papaveraceae. The transcript is spliced from 3 exons.
AUGAGAUCUAAAGCUCAUAUUCCAGAGGACCGAGACUAUGAGCAGGAAGACAGUACCUCUGAUGGUGACAUAAGCACAAUUACAGAUGCUCACCUUUGCAAGAUGAUCGAGAAGGUAAUGUCGAAAAGGCGCUCCAUAGAGGAAAAGAUAGACAGGUUGCAUCGAAUCGCAGGAGUUCCUUUCAAACUGAACAUCAGAGAAUUCCGUCCGGAAAUGAAUUUUCAAGUUCCCAAGCUGCCAGAAUUCGAUGAGAAAACUGAUGAUCCAUAUCAGCAUGUUUUACACUAUCAAACUGCCAUGACUCUGUGGCAGUACAGCGAUGAGUUGAUGUGCAAGAUGUUUCCACAGUCACUGACUGGUGGAGCAGCAUACCAGUAUGAUCAAAGGGGUGUGUACGGUUCUUUGGUCAAGAGACCAGCAAAUACUUUGGAAGAAUUGUAUGAUCGAGCAGAAGAAUACGCUCGAGUGGAGGAUGACUUCAAAGCUCGAGAGACGAGAGAUGUUAACAGAUCAUCCAAUCAUCCAAAUGAGGGGAAGAAAGACAAGUCAAAGAACCGUGCGAGUGGACAUCAUAACGAUAGAGGUGAAGUUCGAGAGAAAAACCAAGGUGAACGCCUGGAAACUGGAUAUCAGAAAUAUCAUGAUAUGAAGAUCGAGGUCCAGCGAAUGAUAAACGCUGGAAAGAUACAAGAGUACGUGAAAAAGGAUUUCGGGAAAGUCCCUGGACAGUUUGGCAUAACACAUGUGAUUAACGCACAUGUGAUUAACGUCAGCCACGCCAGGAUCCAUUCAAUGACCAGGCGGGCAUCGGAAGAUGAGACCAGGACAAAACUCAGGCAGUUAAAAGAAUGGUACUUGACAAAUCAUAUUGAUUUUGUCAGUGGAAAUGGAGCAGAAAUUCGGGAGCUUGGAUGCACAAAGAUCGAGUUCUCUGAAGCAGACAUGAUAUGUGUAUAUACUCCACACAAUGAUGUUAUCGUUAUAACUGCUUGGAUUGGCAUGUUUCGUGUACACCGGAUUCUAGUGGAUACAGGAAGCUCAGUGAGCGUGCUCUUUUCAGGAGCUUAUUCCUCUAUGAAUCUCCCACACGACUUGAUCGAGGAGGAUGAAAAUCCAAUUGGCGGUUUCAGUGGCGAAGUUACAAAGAAGAUUGGAAAAGUAAAGAUACCUAUAAUAGUGGCUGACAAGUCCGUUUUAGGCAAUUUCUUGUUGCUUGAUUGUCGAUCUCCCUACAAUGCGAUUGUAGGACGAGACUGGCUGCAUGAGAUCGGUGCAGUCACAUCAUCAUAUCAUCAAUGUUUGAAGUUUAUUGCCCCUGAAGGAGUCGUGAAAGUUAGGAGUGACCAUAUGGCCGCCCACAAGUGUCACGAGAGUGCUAUGGACGAGUACAAGAAGUCAGAAGUUAUCGGGAACCAAAUCAUGCGAGUCGAGCAGAAAUAG